Molecule: messenger RNA, 1455 nt
Organism: Felis catus (domestic cat)
Lineage: Eukaryota; Metazoa; Chordata; Mammalia; Carnivora; Felidae
Product: translation initiation factor IF-2-like
Exons: 4
Coding region: 1-1053 (350 amino acids)
Source: RefSeq, a predicted model, not a curated record
AUGGUUGGCAAAUACAAGCUGCCUAAAAUAAAGGAGCUGCGAGAGCACGCCCACCCUCCAGCCGGCGGCGGGGGCGGAGAAGGGACCCGGGAGGAAGGGCGCGGCCCCCUCCGCCGGCUGCCGGCGACCGCGCGACCCGCCAGCCGCCUGCGGCCCCAGCUGGCCCCAGCUGAUUCGGGCGGCGGCGCGGGGUCCCGGCCGGCCCGCCGCAGCCCGGGACGCCCGACGGCCGCCCAACAGUCCCACCCCGCCCUCCGCCAACCCGGCGGGGCCACACGCUCGUUCCUGGGGCCAGCCACCGAGCUGCAGGGCAGGGUGGCCGGCAGUCACCCGGGGGGGCAGACACAAAGCCAACGAGGCCCCCCGCCCGUGCCUAGUGCCGGGCAGCCAGGACAGCGGCCCUUUUUAAAGACGACCCCCGCCCGUUGCCCAGCAGAGCUCGGACUUCACUUCGACGCCGGGGGCGCGGCGAGGCUGCAGAAGAGCAGGCCUCCCGACGACCGCGGCGGCGCGGAACCCCGGCGCGCCCCCGACACUGCGGCGGGGACGCGGCCCGUGGGGGCGGGGCAGCCGGGGCGGGGGAGGUUGCCGGCCAAACUGCCCGCGGAAGGGCCUCCCAGGCUGCGCCGCGGAUACUGGCCGGGCGAGAGACUGCGGCAGGAGGGCGCGGGCGCCGAGCGGAGGGGUCGCGGCUGUUGCGGGCGCGCCGGUCGCCCCGGCUGCGCGGCGGGGGCGGGCCGACGGCGGCCGCCGCGCCUGGGCCUCACAAAGAGGAAACAGCCCAGCCCGUCUACCCGCAGCCCCGGCGCCGGGACCCGCCCAGAGGGGUCGAAGGCGGCCGCGCUGGGACCCCAGGGGGAGCGCGGCGAGAAAGAGGCACUUCCUGCCAGGGUCCCCCGCCCCAGGCCGAUUCCCGAGUGCUUCGAAGCCGUCGACCUGGAGGGCUCCUCAGCCUCCACCGGGCUCCGAGCCCGGCCCCCGCCAACCGCACUCACCCCGAGCGGCUGUGAGAUCCGCGGCCGCCGGCGGUUCUUCGCUCCUCAACUGGGAUGAAGCCCCUCGGCCACCCGAGUCUCCAGCAUCACCUUCAUUCCUCCCACCCCCAUCCUGUUGCCUGGAAUGUGGAUGCCGCCUGGACCACAGGACCAGGACUUUGCCCGAAGGAUGGAGGAGCAGACGGCUGGAAGGAACGUGGACCCCAAACACUGCAUAGAGUAGAACUGCCAUACGAGCCUGGGACUGCAUGAUUUGGGUUUUGUUUUGUUUUGUUUUGUUUUGGUGAGGGGAGGGGAGGGACACUGCAUGUUUUUUACUUUAACCUGAAUUUAUGAGAACUUUGGGUAAUUUAAACAGACCAGCUCCUUUAGGCAGAAACAUAUAUGUAAGUCCAGUCACAACUUGGUAGUUAAAAUAUCAAUGUUAAUUAAAAUAUUAAUAACUUUCUCUUGAGUUGCA